UAAUUUUGUUUGGUUUUUCCUAAGUCAAACAACGCCCAAAAUUCCAAACAAAAGAUGACACAUUCCAUUAGUUGAGCUAGUUUAUUUACUUUUAAGUGGUUCUAGUGUAUUAAAACUGAGAUAGCAUUAUCAGAUAAAACAAACAAUUGAUUAACAUGAAUGAUCAAAAACAUUUGAAAUAGAACGUGUUUGUUGUGAAAUCGUGAUCAUAAUAUUUCCAUCAUGGGAGUGUACUGCGAAAUCAACUUGUGUAAGCCAGUGGACGGGGUGUACACCCCAGGAAGCACAGUUUCAGGCAAGAUCAAGUAUUGUUUGGACAAAGAAACUGUUUUUAGUAAGAUAAUAGUGUCUCUGAAAGGGCAUGGAUGGCUAGUCCUCGACGAUGACUUCCAGAAGUCAAACGAUCAACUGUGUACAUACAGGAAUUCGGAAAACUAUGUGGAUGUAGAAAACAUUAUUUACGAGAAUGUAAAAGGAGAACCGUUGCCUGCAGGAAGUUACGAGACUGAAUUUAACUAUCAGCUACCUCAAAACAUACCAGGUUCACUGAAAUACAUGAACAAGAGCCCACAAUACACAGUUUGGUGUAAUAUAAAAUACUAUGUCCGCAUCAAAUUUGAAAAGCCUGAAUUAUUGAGCUUUAACAAACAUUACAAGAAGAAAAUAACUGUUGUUUCUGGAGUGACUCCAAGAUUGCCAACCGAACCAACCGUUUAUGGAGAACAGACAAGUUUGUUUCAAUUAGCCUCUUUAUUUUCAAGUAAGAAGAGCAUUGUCAACAUUAAAGCUACCAUGGCCAACUCCGUAGUGAAACCUGGUGACAGUGUCAAAGUUGACUAUGAAGUUGAGAACAACACCAAUCUUACUUUAAAGGCGGUCGAGAUAAAAUUAGUUCAAGUUGAUUCCUUUACAGUAAAAGGAAAGAAAGAUGCGAGAAUUGUUGAAGAUGUAAAAGAAACCGAUAUUAAAUAUGGGGCCAUGCAGAGUGGUGAAACCAAAACAUUCUCGGAUGAAAUUACUAUUCCAGUGGGUCUUGCAUCAAUAGAUUACUCUAAGAUUAUAGCCAGAGAUUAUGCCGUAGCUAUCACCGCUGUUAUACCGAUGCCACACCGUAACUUAGUGCUGGAGAUACCCGUACAAGUGAUAGAUCGACUUGAAAAUUCUUUGGAAGCUAGUGGGUCUGCACCACCUUCUUAUUGGGAGGCUAUGGGUGAAGAAAAAAAGGAACCACUGGGAAAGGAUGACAGUUCUGAUGAGGAGAAGGAAAAAUCUUGAAUGUACGAGGCUUGCCGAAGUUAAAUCUAAUUUUAUACUAUCUAAUUUGUUUUUGCAGCUAACAGUUGUACAGUUCUGGUAUUUUUGCUAUUCAUUAUGGCACAACUUUUACAGGUAGUUUUAUAAAAAUAUACAUAAUGGUACAAAUAAAUCCAAACUAUGUAAUAUAAUUAUAAUAUAAUAUUUUCAUACAAUAAUAAUAUAAAUCCAACUACUAAGUAUAAUUAAAUGUUAUGUUGCCUUGCAGAAAGAAUUAAGAUAUUAAUGAGAUAGUUUUCAGAAAAUACCUAAAAGACAUUUUGGUACAUACAUAGAUUAUUAUUGUUUUGUAUUCUAUUUUAGCAGAUACAUUUAAGGAUAAUUUUGUAAUAAUACAUAAUAUAAGUACCUAUAUAAUUAGGUACAUGCAAAGGUAUUUUUUUAAUUAUUUGCAAGUAAAGAUGACUGAAAC
This is a messenger RNA of Cydia fagiglandana, 1726 nucleotides long. RefSeq lists its product as uncharacterized. The record is from RefSeq and is a predicted model, not a curated record. Gene Ontology annotation, cellular component: cytoplasm. Bases 223 to 1275 code for a protein of 350 amino acids. Gene Ontology annotation, biological process: protein transport. Lineage: Eukaryota; Metazoa; Arthropoda; Insecta; Lepidoptera; Tortricidae. The transcript has a single exon.